Messenger RNA from Coturnix japonica (Japanese quail), 4767 nucleotides. It is a transcript of the gene NKX2-1, whose product is annotated as NK2 homeobox 1. The record is from RefSeq and is a predicted model, not a curated record. Gene Ontology annotation, molecular function: RNA polymerase II cis-regulatory region sequence-specific DNA binding; DNA-binding transcription factor activity, RNA polymerase II-specific. Gene Ontology annotation, cellular component: nucleus. Gene Ontology annotation, biological process: regulation of transcription by RNA polymerase II; cell differentiation. Lineage: Eukaryota; Metazoa; Chordata; Aves; Galliformes; Phasianidae.
CCAGCCGGGAAGUGGUUCAGGAGGACAAAGCCUCGCGAGUGGGCCCUGCAUGCGAAAUGCUCCACGCCCUGAGCAGCUGGAGGAGCAACUGGGCAUGCACUGCGGAGGGGUGAGAAUUUCCCUUUGGGGUUUUUCUUGGUUUGCUUGCUAAGAUCCCUACCUCAGGGGAAGAGAUUGUGACCCGUCCGCUGAGGCAUUCCUCAGCCUCACAAAAUGACCAGGGAAGGGUGGCUAUUCCCCGAAAGGGAGUCGUCCCGCUGAGCCCCACCAACACGAGCUCUCGGCAGGACCGUGCUCCAGGCGCAGGGAUGUGCCCGCGGUCACAGCCACACGGGGCCGCCCCGCGCGGCCGCUGCAGGAAUGGCUCCUGCUCUCCCUUCCCGGACUCCGGGCGCGGUGUGCCGGGCACACUCUUCCUUUGGAGGGGUGUGCCGACACACAUAAGGCACCGGACCUGAAGUCCUUCUGAGGGUCGGCCAAGAGGGAAGUAUCGCAGCCAGUUCUCCCGCGGGGCAUCUUUCCCCUUUUACAAGCUCGGGGCUUUGGGACGGGAAUUUGAAUCUCUGCGCGUAUGUUAUGCUUCCACUAAUAAGCAGCACAGAAGGAAUAGUUUACCCCAGCUCUCACUUCACCCGUUCUAGACUGCCAGAUAGCACGGAGCGGGUUCGCGCCUUUCUAUUACAAAGUUGCAUUUGAAUAGCGCAGUACACAUCGUUCGGCCUCUGCCCCUCUCCCCCCGGAGCCCGCAGCCAACUUGUCUCGGGGCUGGACCCUGGAUGGAGCUCUGCUCUGCGGGAGCCACGGACUCCGGGGGGGCUUAGAGGGCAAAGCGUUUGGGACAAGGGCCCGGACUGGGCUCUGAGCAGCCUUCUGUGCCCCCCGCAGUGGGUGGCGGAUCCUCCAGCAGCCCCUCGCGGCGCUGCCUGGCCAAGCACGUUGGGCUCCCUUCGGGGAAGCACAGCGGCUCUCAUAAAAAAGACAUUGUUGGCUUUGGAGAGCCCUGCGCGCUCUUUCAAAAGGCCCUCCUUGAGUUCCCAGCCCCCGCAAUCCAGUUGAUGAGGAAACGCGCUGCGGUGUUGGUGGCACCGUUUCCAUUGGGAUUGGCACCGUUUGAUUGACAAAGUCUCACAUUCUUCCACCUCUCGAGUGUUAUCAAACGGAUUGUGUGGGGUCAGAAGCUAUUGAAGGGACGUCCGUGUAGCCGCGUUCUGCAAACACGGGGUGAAGACCAUGCCUUUUUCAUGAAAAUGCUUCCACCAGGCAAAACGCGGUUCAUCUUCCCUGCUCUCCUCCUUAGCAUUUCCUUUUACCUCGAGCGAGUCCCUAAGCUGCAGCAUCAGGUAAACGAACAUAGCUCCAGAGGCAGCCCAAGCAGGGACCUGCCGAGCGCUGCUCUCCCUCCCCUACCUCCCUCCCUCGCCGCCCCGGGUUGGGGAGCGCGGACACAAAUCCGGCAGUGGGGGCUGAGAGGAGAGGGGUGGAUUCCGAAAGGGCGGCAGAGGGGAGCAGCCGAGGCUCGACUGGCCCCGCAGAGCUACUUGGGGCGGUAAGGAGGAUCGGGGGCUGCCCUGCUCCAUCUCACUGGAUGGAUCCGGAGGGGCUGAAAACUGCAGGUGGGAUCUUGCGGGGUGCAGAACCUCAGUAUCCACAGACAGCGGUCAGCCCACUAAAAGAUCUUCACCCCGCUGCUCUCUCUCUAAUUCCCCUCCUCCAGCCCCCGAGCAGGGUCAGGGCCGGACUCGUUCGGCUCCAUUUCACCAAGCAGCGUUUCGGGGGCUGCCCGAGCGCACCCCAUAGAAGCGGCUGUGCCCGGGAUGGUGCAGUAUGGGCAGCCACCAGCCCAACCCCGGCUCCGCGGGUUAUGGGGCACCGCCGUGCUACCUCCCGAGAUUGAUGUGAUGGUGGAUCCUUCGGUAUUAUUUUUUCCUCUAUCCUCACCCUCCUGUUCUUAAAGGCCAAUAAAGCAGGCACGGAGGUGAUGGGCGAGGAAUCCGAGGGAAACAGAAACAAACAAAACCCCACAAGGUGAGAUCUCUUUUCAGGAGCAAACCCCAAGAUCUUACUGAAAAAUGCGCACAGAAAGGGGGAUGGGGGGAGAAGAGACGCGGGAGUGGGAGGUAAGGGGAAAUAAAUACCCCAGGGAUCUGGAAGGAAGUGAUCCAAAGGUCCGGAGAGGAAAGAGGCCGAAUUCAGAGAAGCCGCCCCCAGCCUGAAACUGCCCUUGUGCCCGCGGGACCCGACGGACCCCCAAGAGCCCACCCUGGGGCUGGGGGGAUCCAAGCGGGGCCAGAAGGGCCGAGGGCCUGACGGAAGGAAAGUCCCCCGGUUUAUGUGUGUGGAAAAGCUCACCUCUCGCGGAGCUGUAAAGUGUAAUCAAGGCUGAGGCUUACACUUGAAGGAUGUUAACUCUCAUACGGGAACCUACUUUCUCCUAAACGGUUUCUUGCCUACUGAAUGAGAGCCUCCCAAUUGAGGCAAAAUGAUCCUUAUGCGCUAAUAUCUAGCGUAGUCACAAAGCGACCGGCUAUUUACGCUGCCACUUUAGACAAAGAUAUUUAGUUAUUCCCGGGUAGCAAGUGCACUUUUGCAUUUUUAAGCACGAACCAGCCGAGCACCAAUAUAUUUACAAGUGCAAUUACUAAAUAGUUACUUGACACUUCAAAGUCACUGGGUUAACUGUACCUUCGCUGUAAUUUCCUUAAUAUUCAGGUAAUCGCUUUAUUAAACGACUUUCCCAGGGCUAUCGGCCGGGGUGUGAAUUGCUCAGUGGAGGUUCCUCCCUUCCUCCCGAAGCGCACCGAGCCGCCGAAUCAUGUCGAUGAGCCCAAAGCAUACGACUCCUUUCUCAGUGUCUGACAUCUUGAGUCCUUUGGAGGAAAGCUACAAGAAAGUGGGCAUGGAGGGCAGUAACUUGGGGGCUCCCUUGUCAGCCUACAGACAGUCUCAGGUUUCGCAGCCGGCCAUGCAGCAACACCCCAUGGGCCACAACGGAACGGUGACUGCCGCCUACCAUAUGACAGCGGCAGGGGUCCCCCAGCUCUCCCACGCUACUAUGGGGGGCUACUGCAAUGGGAACCUGGGCAACAUGAGCGAGCUCCCGCCUUACCAGGACACCAUGCGGAACAGCGCUUCAGCGACAGGAUGGUACGGCACCAACCCGGACCCCCGCUUCUCUUCAAUCUCCCGCUUCAUGGCGCCGUCAUCGGGCAUGAACAUGGGCGGCAUGGGCGGCCUGAGCUCCCUGGGGGACGUGAGCAAGAGCAUGGCCCCGCUGCAGAGCACGCCGCGGAGGAAACGGAGGGUCCUGUUUUCCCAGGCCCAAGUUUACGAGCUGGAGAGAAGUUUCAAGCAGCAGAAAUACCUCUCCGCUCCCGAGAGGGAACAUUUAGCCAGCAUGAUCCACCUCACCCCGACUCAGGUCAAAAUCUGGUUCCAGAACCACCGCUACAAGAUGAAGCGGCAGGCCAAAGACAAGGCUGCGCAGCAGCAGAUGCAACAGGAGAACGGCUCCUGCCAGCAGCAGCAGUCCCCCAGGAGGGUGGCGGUGCCGGUGCUGGUGAAGGAUGGCAAGCCCUGCCAGGCGGGCUCCAACACCCCCACCGCAGCCAUCCAGAACCACCCGCAGCAGGCGGCCACGACCAUCACGGUAGCCACCAAUGGCAACAGCCUCGGACAGCAUCAGAGCCAUCAGACAAACAGUGCGGGGCAGUCUCCCGACAUGGGACAGCACUCGGCCAGCCCUUCCUCCCUGCAGAGCCAAGUCUCCAGUUUGUCUCACCUGAACUCUUCCACUUCUGACUAUGGCACUGCCAUGUCCUGCUCCACCUUACUAUACGGUAGGACCUGGUGAAAGGAUUAAAGAAAGCGAAACAAAACAGAACAAAACGAAACGAAACGAAACAAAACAAAAAGGAGAAAAAGAAAAAAGCAAAUUUUCCCAGUCACGCAAAUCUCUGUCCUGUCCAAAGUACUGGGUGCUUCUUCCUUUGCUCUUUUAUUGUUUUUUUUUUUUCUUUUUUUCUUUUUUUCAUUUUUUACAUUUUUUUUUCUUUUUUCCCUAAAGCAUUUUUUCGCCCCCCCGUUUUACUGAGUGGUUCUCUGAGAACCCCUAAGAGAGAAAGGGAGAGAGUGACUUUUUGUUCCGUUCUCUGAUACUGUGACGGUUUUGGGUCUUUCUUUUUUCCCGUUUCCCCCCCAGCUUGCUGUGUGGGAUGUUAAACCAAUUCUGACCAAUAACCACGGAGCAGUCUGCAGACAGGGGCCCGUCGGUAAGGCAUGGCCCGAAGGCUCGGAUUGCAGAUGGACCCUUUGCCAGCGUCUAGGACUUGCAUGUAAAUAUAGAGAUUGGGGAGGAUGGGGUUGGGUUUUUUCCCAAAAACGCGGUCGCGGCGCGCAGCCACAGAGCAACCUCCCCCACCCCCCGGCUCCGCUCCCAGCCUCGUCCCAGCGAUGGAGCCGGGGGGCCACACGAGGCUUUGGCUUUUCUUUACGUUUGAUGUGAACCUGUAGCUGUAUAAUGCUGUCAAAAGUUGGACUAAACCCAUAGUUUUUAGUAUCCUGUAUAUUUUGUUGUAAAAAGAAAGAAAAAAAAAUACAAUCAACAAAACCAACCCCACCCCCUUUUUUAUGGACACUGAUCGUCCCCUCGUAAACCCUCCGGCAGUUUGUUCUUUGCGCACGCCGCCUUUUCCUGUUGUAACUUAUGUAGAUAUUUGGCUUAAAUAUAGUUCAUAAGAAGCUUCUAAUAAAUUAUACACAUUGCGAAUA